AUGGAGACCAACUGGACUCCACUGCCACCAGACGACAACUCCUCUGCUGCGCCAAGCCCCUUCCUCUUUUCCUACCCGCGCCUCUUCAACAUCUCCUCCAACCUGUCCACCCAGAGCGUCCCCUUCCAGGGCAGCAGCACCCUGGUGACUGCGGUCAUCUCCCUCACCGUCUUCAUGGUGGGUCUGACCGGCAACACUCUGGCCAUCUACGUGGUGCUGCGCUAUGCCAAGAUGAAGACGGUCACCAACAUCUACAUCCUGAACUUGGCUGUGGCCGACGAGCUCUACAUUCUCGGGCUGCCCUUCCUCACCACGCAGAACGUGCUCUCCUAUUGGCCCUUUGGCUCGUUCCUGUGCCGGGUGGUCAUGACCGCGGACUCCAUGAACCAGUUCACGUCUAUUUUCUGUCUGACGGUCAUGUCCAUCGAUCGCUACCUGGCAGUGGUUCAUCCGAUCCGCAGCACCAAGUGGAGACAUCCCCGCGUGGCCAAGGCGGUGAGCGCAGCUGUGUGGGCCGUGUCCUUUGUGGUGGUCCUGCCGGUGGUCAUCUUCUCUGAUGUCCAGGAAACAUUUAACUCCUGCAACAUGAUCUGGCCCGAGCCGAAGGACGUGUGGUCGACAGCCUUUAUUCUCUACACUGCCACUGUGGGCUUCUUUGGACCGUUGCUAAUCAUUUGCCUCUGCUACCUACUUAUCAUCAUCAAGGUGAAGUCCUCUGGGGCCCGGGCGGGCUUUACCAAGCGGCGCCGCUCGGAGCGCAAAGUGACGCGGAUGGUGGUGGUGAUCGUGGUGGUGUUUGUGCUUUGCUGGCUGCCGUUCUUCAUCAUCAACAUGGUCAACCUGGUCGUCAUCAUCCCGGAGUCCAGCGUCACCGCAGGCGUUUACUUCUUUGCCGUCAUCUUGUCCUACGCCAACUCCUGCGCCAACCCGUUGCUCUACGGCUUCCUGUCAGACAAUUUCAAACAGAGUUUCAGAAAAGUGCUUUGUUUGAAGAGUAUGAGGUGCAAGGCAAACGGCGUAGAUGAUGGCGACCCCAGCGCCCCUCGCACUGAGAAAACCACUGCGCACGAAUGCAUCCUGCUCUCUCCCCGUAACCAGAUCUACGAAGAUGCCCAGACCUGCCAGAUUUCUCCUCACCCUCCAGACUGGCCUGCCUCGUACACAGCAGCAGACCUGCACCGCUCCACCCCCACCCGUCCCGCUCCCUCCUCUUGCCCCGGGAUCGGGCCCACAACUGCCACCACGGUAACCUCCACCACGGCCACCCCUGCUGAUCCUCCCACCGUCACCGCCAUGACUACGCCUGCAUUCUCUGCAACCACAGCCCCACAGCAACAGUAG
This is a messenger RNA of Limanda limanda (common dab), 1341 nucleotides long. RefSeq names its product somatostatin-like receptor F_48D10.1 (gene sstr5). The record is from RefSeq and is a predicted model, not a curated record. Gene Ontology annotation, biological process: regulation of insulin secretion; cellular response to glucocorticoid stimulus; neuropeptide signaling pathway. Bases 1 to 1341 code for a protein of 446 amino acids. Gene Ontology annotation, cellular component: membrane; neuron projection. The transcript is spliced from 5 exons. NCBI's taxonomy places the organism in Eukaryota, Metazoa, Chordata, Actinopteri, Pleuronectiformes, Pleuronectidae. Gene Ontology annotation, molecular function: neuropeptide binding; somatostatin receptor activity.